Messenger RNA from Hyla sarda, 2583 nucleotides. RefSeq names its product oocyte zinc finger protein XlCOF7.1-like. Bases 66 to 1901 code for a protein of 611 amino acids. Lineage: Eukaryota; Metazoa; Chordata; Amphibia; Anura; Hylidae. Gene Ontology annotation, biological process: regulation of transcription by RNA polymerase II. The transcript has 6 exons. Gene Ontology annotation, molecular function: DNA-binding transcription factor activity, RNA polymerase II-specific; RNA polymerase II cis-regulatory region sequence-specific DNA binding. The record is from RefSeq and is a predicted model, not a curated record.
UCCAAUCCAGGAUCCUCUGCUGAUAUCUUCUAUAUAAGAGAAUUCUCCUGGAUGACCCAUCAACCAUGGAGAGAGACAGGAACAAGAUGGCCGACAGGAUCAUAAACCUCACCCUACAGAUACUCUUCCGACUUACUGGAGAGGAUUACACAGUAGUGAAGAAGUCCUCUAGUGGGCGCUGUCGGGCCCCUGUGUGUGAAGGAUGGGGAAGAACCCUGAGCCCAAUCCCGGGGCCCCCACCUCACUCCCUGAUACAUGAGGAAAUGGAUGAACAGAAGAUCCUAGAACUCAUCAACAAGAUGAUGGAGCUGCUGACUGGAGAGGUUCCUAUAAGGUGUCAGGACGUGGCGGUCUAUUUCUCCAUGGAGGAGUGGGAGUAUGUAGAAGGACACAAGGAUCAGUACAAGGAUCAGGUCAUGAUGGAGGAUCAGCAGCCCCUCACAUCACCAGUCAGAUCCAGUAAGAGAACAGCACCAGAGAGGUGUCCCCGUCCUCUUCUCCCACAGGAUGAUCAGGGUGAAGAUCCGAACAAUAUUAAUGCUCCAGAGACAGAUGUGAGCGGUGAUGAGCAGUAUAAGGAGGACAUUACUACAGGGAAAGAUCUGAUCUAUAGUAAUACUACAGACUUAAGGGAAGAAGAAGAAGAGACAGAUGUGAGCAGUGAUGAGCAGUAUAAGGAGAACAUUCCUACAGAGAAAGAUCUGAUCUAUAGUAAUACUACAGACUUAAGGGAAGAGACAGAUGCAAGUGGUGAUGAGCAGUAUAAGGAGGACAUUCCUUCAGGUAACCACCCAGAUUCUUGUACCAGGAGAUCAGAGGAGAAUCUUAUAUCUUCAGAUUAUAAAGCAGAUGAUGAUAUCACACAAGAUACAUAUGAAGAACAUUCCAUUAUCCCAGAUACACCCUCAGCCCUUCACAGCCAAGAUCUGUCAUCUCAUCCUUAUAUACAGGUCCUGUCUUCUCACUCAUCACAGGAUGUUAAGGAAAAAGAGGGUCAUAGAAGGGGUGUUGGACAUCAACGAGCUCAUACAGGAAAGAAACCAUAUUCAUGCUCAGAAUGUGGGAAAUGUUCUAUUAAGAAAUCAGUUGUUAUUAAACAUAAAAGAACUCACACAGGGGAGAAGCCAUUUUCAUGUUUACAGUGUGGAAAAUGUUUUACUGAAAAAUCAAAUCUUGUUAAACAUCAGAGAACUCACACAGGGGAGAAGCCUUUUUCAUGUUCACAAUGUGGAAAAUGUUUUACUGAAAAAUCAAGUCUUGUUCAACAUCAAAGAACUCACACAGGAGAGAAGCCAUUUUCAUGUUCACAAUGUGGGAAAUGUUUUACUGAAAAAUCAAAUCUUGUUAAACAUCAAAGAACUCACACAGGAGAGAAGCCAUUUUCAUGCUCAGAAUGUGGGAAACGUUUUACUUGCAAAUCAGAUGUUACUCGACAUGAAAGAACUCACACAGGGGAGAAACCAUUUUCAUGUUCAGAAUGUGGGAAAUGUUUUACUGAUAAAUCAAAUCUUGUUCAACAUAAAAGGACUCACACAGGGGAGAAGCCAUUUUCAUGCUCAAUAUGUGGGAAACGUUUUACUUGCAAAUCAGAUGUUACUCGACAUAAAAUAACUCACACAGGGGAGAAACCAUUUUCAUGUUCAGAAUGUGGGAAAUGUUUUACUGAUAAAUCAAGUCUUCUUAAACAUCAGAAAACUCACACAGGAGAGAAGCCAUGUUCAUGUUCAGAAUGUGGGAAAUGUUUUACUCGCAAUUCAAGUCUUACUAAGCAUAAAAGAACUCACACAGGGGAGACGCCAUAUUCAUGUUCAGAAUGUGGGAAAUGCUUUACUCAUUAUACAAGUCUUUAUAGGCAUAAAAGAACUCACACAGGAGAGAAGCCAAUUCAGAACAAUAAAUGAUGCAGAUAACAGAUCUAUAUAUUCACCAUGUACAUAGGAUAUCUGACAUUUAUACAUAUAUCAUAUGCUGCAUCUCCAAACUUGUUCCCAAUCGUUCUUUUUAGAAGACCCAACAGGCAUAAUCCAUGGGGAGCUGCUACUGGAGACCCAAACACCUCACAGAGAAGGGACUUAUUCCAGUGAUGAAGAAUUCCAGGACGGUCAGGGCUUCACCUGCUGAGACCCUUUUAGAAAGGUUGUGUUAUCCCCGAUCCUAGCUGAUCAUGUGGCGUCCGAUCACUGGACACCUCACUCUGUGCUCGGCUGUUUCUGCAGCUCCCAUAGUGAAUGUACCUCCUCCCUACCUGGGGACACUGGGGUCCCUGUUAUUGAGAUACAGGGGAUAGAUGACACAACCCCCUCACCACCCCGUGAUGUACUUUUAUGUCCUGGGCGGGAUUACUUUCCUGACUGUCUUGGCAGUGUAACCCUAUGUAUGCCGCAGUCAGUACUGAUUGUGGCAUCUAUAGGGUUAAACUGUCUUGCUCCCCCAGUCAUGGCCUCCAGGUCUACCAGGCGCUGUUGCCUAUGAGGCCCGAACUCGGUAACACUGACAGUUAUACUGCGCUGUAGUACAGAUGUAUGGUGGUGUAGUAUAACAGCGAUUAGACGAAAGCAGCUUCAGGUCCUAAAUAAAAACGUA